AUGUCUGCUCAAGUUUCACCGCUCGCUCUCAUCAUCCCCCGUCCACAUAUUCCUAGACCGCGUCCUUCAACAAGUUCUUUCAUUCCUUCUGCUCCACGGACUCCUUCUCGUAGCCCAGUCGCGUCUCAUAUUUUCAUUUCGCCCCCAGCUCCAAAUAGGAACAGUUGUGAUUCAUGGAAUAGCUCAAACUAUGAUUUUGACGACCCUAGCUUGGACUGGAAGGAGGAUGAGGUUAGGUUACUUGGCAGGACCUUGGAUGCGCUACCUUCUCAUCUUAUCACACCUUUCAACGGCUCAAUUCCGCCUCCGAACCUCCUUGACAAGAUUGCACGCGGUAUCACUGCUGCCAAAGGCCCGAAUGACUGGCCCCAUUCCGUCACCGCGACGCGUGCUAAAUUGCUUGACCUGGCCCGUGCAAGAGCAAUAGAGGAGCGGAGGAAGUCCAUCAUUGACGAGGACGUUAUCUUUCUCAGCGGCAAUGUACAUCGUCCGGCAGAUAUGAGCAAAUGUGCUGAGCGCAACGAUACUUCACCAGACGUACUUCAACCUACCACAAAUACUCCUAAGCGCCACCCACUAUACAGGCAGUCCAGCAUGGAUUUCAUGACCGAUGCGAAGGCUGACCAUAAUGAGAGCAUUGCUCGCCUUUCGCACCGUCUCCAACGACACGAGCACACUUUCCACCACCCGUACCUACGCCCUGCUCAUUUGCGUCGUCCAAUAGAACAUUCCCUUGCUCCCUCGACACCCAGCUCAUCAACGCUCAAUGCCUCUCAGAGCAAUAUUCGAAAGUCUACUGCGUCCUCGAAUUCGAAUUCCAGCUUUGGCACUCCCGUUUCCACAUCAGCGCCUCUUCGUCCGUCCUCCCUGCGCAGAUCGUCCACGUUGACCCUGGCGAGCUCUUGCGAGAUGCGCGUGGAUCCGGAAGGUGACGGCGAGAAUCUGUUCAAGACUGCCGAAUUUCGCCAUAGCGGAGGGUAUCCUGACGCAGCCAUUGUCGGUGUAAAGGUCAAGAAAGUCCCUACGCAGCCCACUACUCCAAGGACACCAUCAACGAAGAACGUCAAGACACCCUAUUCAAAAACAAAACCUAAAGUCCCCGCUCUAUCCGUAAUCUCCCCGCCAAAGACACCUCCAUCCAAAUCUCGAGUGCUACCCACCACCUCAAUCAAAGCAGCCACACCCAUCAAGCAGCCUAAAUUCCGCAAGGGACACGCGCCUUCCCUAUCCAUCUCCUCUGACGAGGAGGAGAAAGUACGUUCUCAACGUGCGAAGAAGCCCCGUACGAGGGAACCUUCGUGGUCGGUAAUCGCAUCCUCGGACGCACAUGCACGACAGACUCUGCCAGUUUUGGCACCAACGCAAAUUACUACUACAUCGUCUGUGCACAAGGAUCAGUCCAAGAAACGCGAGUCGGGGCGGAGUACUUUUUCACUGCCCAAGGCUUCCUCUAGCUCGUCUGAUAAUGACAAUGAAUUUUCGACGGCGAGUGUAGAGACUGCUGCAACCACCGUCUCGCUAUCUACACCUGCCUUCCCCGUGCCCAUACCAAAGGUGAAACCCAAGCCAAAGGAGACGGAGGAAAUGAAGGCAAUGACGAAGCCAAAGCCCAUCCGCCGCAACCUCAUGCGCAACCCCUCGAUGUUUGGUCCUGAACUGCCGUGUCCACAGGCGACUCCAUCGCCUCCGUCGCGUAUCCCGCUGUCGUCUCCUAUCGGAUCUCCUGUUGCAGUGUCCCUUGCAUCUCCCGCGACUGCGCCUUCCCUGUCCCCGAGUACACCUGCUACACCUCUGCUCGCGAUCCAGGCGCGUCCACGCACGCUUCGCCGUGCUGCGCGUAGGAUCUCGUUUGGGAGCUUGAGGGCCGCGAGUCCUGUUUUCUCUGGCGAGAGUGGGAUGGUCACGCUUGGGAGUGCGUUCCAGCUUGCUUGA
Suillus plorans is the source of this 1932-nucleotide messenger RNA. RefSeq lists its product as uncharacterized. The record is from RefSeq and is a predicted model, not a curated record. Bases 1 to 1932 code for a protein of 643 amino acids. NCBI's taxonomy places the organism in Eukaryota, Fungi, Basidiomycota, Agaricomycetes, Boletales, Suillaceae. The transcript is spliced from 3 exons.